GUCCGGUACACUUGGGUUGGAAUACAUCCUCCUUUGAGGUUAUCAUAUUCUUUUAGGAUCAUCCACACCCGAGAGACAAACGAACAUACCUUGUUUUUAGUGUCUCUCUUUCUUGCAUCUGGGUAAGUGUUUCUAUAUCCAGUAGAAGUAAAUUGAACCAGAGGUUUCAUAUGCUAAACUUUCUUAUAUGAAUAUUUGAUUUUUGAAUUUUUCUGGGAUGUAAAUUGCUUCUGGAGUUGUGAAAUUUUGAUAUGAAAAACUGAUUAUUGUAAGCAGUUGUACAAAUUGCAAUAUAGCUUAUCAAUGGAAAUCCUCAAGACUUUAUGGAAAAGUCCUAUUGGUCCCAAAACGACUCACUUUUGGGGCCCUGUUUUUAACUGGAGUCUUCCUAUUGCGGCAUAUGUAGACAGAAAUAAACCACCUGAACAAAUCUCUGGAAGGAUGACAGGAGUUUUGUGCGUUUAUUCUGCGUUGUUCAUGAGGUUUGCAUGGAUGGUUCAGCCACGCAACUUACAUCUUUUAGUGUGUCAUGCUGCAAAUGAGACUGUGCAACUCUAUCAAUUCUCACGCUGGGUAAAUGCUCAAGGGUCCUCACCGCAGCAGAAAAAAGAGGAACCUGAAAGCUGA
This is a messenger RNA of Pistacia vera, 627 nucleotides long. Its product is annotated as mitochondrial pyruvate carrier 1-like. Gene Ontology annotation, biological process: pyruvate import into mitochondria. NCBI's taxonomy places the organism in Eukaryota, Viridiplantae, Streptophyta, Magnoliopsida, Sapindales, Anacardiaceae. The record is from RefSeq and is a predicted model, not a curated record. Gene Ontology annotation, cellular component: mitochondrial inner membrane. The transcript has 4 exons. Bases 304 to 627 code for a protein of 107 amino acids.